UUGAAGUGGACGGAAGUGGUUUCGUGUUUCCGGCUGCCGGCGGACCGCUUCAGUUCGUCGCUAGCCGUUAGCCGUUAGCCGCUAGCUCCUCUCUCCGUGUUGUUAGCCGUGCAGGUGAAGAUGGGGGAGGCAGACGUGACGCUGAGUCAGACCGACGAGAAGCCUCCGGACUCGGGGCUGGUCCCCGGGGAGGACUCGGUGGUCUGGAGCCACGAGGUGGAGGUCUGUCUGUUCCACGCCAUGAUCGGACACAAACCCGUCGGAGUGAACCGUCACUUCCACAUGAUCUGCAUCAGAGACAAGUUCAGCCAGAACAUCGGACGGCAGGUCUCCUCCUCCGUCAUCUGGGAUCACCUGGGAACCAUGUACGACAUGCAGGCGCUGCACGAAUCAGAGAUUUUACCGUUUCCAAACACAGAGAAGAGUUUCUCUCUGCCUGAUGACAUCAUCCAGGAGGUGAAGGAAGGGAAGCUGGGCUCAGAGGAGGAGACCAAAGAAGAGUUCAGGAUGGAGAGAGAACCUCCCGCCACACAUGAAGAAGGCAGUAACUCAUCGGUGAAGAUGUCGGAGCGAACGAGCAGCAGUCGGGACAAGGAGAGAGAGCGGGACAAGGAGAAGGGAGGGAGCGAGGGAGGAGCAUCCGGAGGAGGAGCAGCAGGAGGUGGAGGAGGAGGUGCAGGAGGAGGGAAGGAGGCGGAGAAGAGGAAGAGGAGUCGAGCGGCUGAGAAACUGCUGUCGUCUUCCAACCCGGCGAGUCCGGGCGGCGCCAAGAGGAGACGCACCUGAGAGAGAGAGAGAGAGAGAGAGAGAGAGAGAGAGAGAGCAGAGAGAGAGCAGAGAGAGAGCAGAGAGAGAGCAGAGAGAGAGCAGAGAGGGUGUGUGAGCAGAGAGGGGGAGGAGAAGAGAAGAAGAACGCGUCACAGACAGGAAACAGCUGCAGCCUCGUGAUGCUACAGCAGCAACUCAUCUGUCCUUUUAUUUGUCUUUUAUUACUUUGUGUUCAGGUGUCAGUUCAGUUUCACUUUGAUCAGAUCAGAUGUUACCGUGUGCGCUCGCAGCAGGCAGAGAGCACGCCACGCCCUGCAGAGCACACCACGCCCUGCAGAGCACGCCACCCCCUGCAGAGCACGCCGCCCCCUGCAGAGCACGCCACGCAGUCCGGCACUCUGCAGGACGCAGGCUGAGUGAGGCGCCGCAGGGAGGCGUGUCCUGGUGAUCUUAUCACAGGAAGAAACACGCCGUCAAGUCAUGACGUCACAUAACAGGAACGUCACAAGUAAAUGUGAAUUUGGAAACAUUUUACGAUUAAAACCAGUUUGCAUGCUGAGAAGUUCAUCUGUUUGAACAUAAACAAAAAAUAUGUUUUUAAUUCGAUAUAUGUUACAAAUUUUUAGCAAAUGAUGACAUCACAGCGUCCCCUGAAGCUCUCGGCUCGUUGCUCCGUGCGGCACACAGAGCACAGGGCUCUGUUCAUUCCUAUGAACGCUGCUCAGUGUGUUCAGGCGAGUCAGGAUGUCCCGGAGGACAGAAAGAGUCGGCUCAGACCUGUCUGUGAUCAGGUCACCAUGGUAACAAUGAGAACAGACAGAAGCUUCUUCUACUCACUGAAAUACUUUAAUAACAAACUCCUCCUGAAUGUUUCUUGGUGCAGCACAUUUCUGUUUCAGCUUCAUGUUUCAUUUAAAACCUUUUUUUACCGGGACGUGAUUGUUACCUUAAAAACAAGAGUCCCAAACAUCUGGAGACUGUGAGGAGUCUGUCUGUCUGUCUGUCUGUCUGUCUGUCUGUCUGAUUGUUGCUUCAUGAAUCUGUUUUUAUUUUUUAUUGAGUUGAUAUUGUCCUUAAAUAACGUUCUGUGGCCCAACAUGAGGAGAUGUUUGACCUGCAGCGACGUGAACAUGACUCGGUGUGUUUUUCAGCAGCAGGUCGGGUCGUUGAGACCAGAGAGACGACUCGUUUUUAUCAUCUGACUGUUAAAUAUGAUGCAAUAAAUCUGCCGUCUGAUCUGUCGUUUCCCUGAACGGAGGCUGUGACAUUUUUUCAGGAUCUUCUUUUGAU
Molecule: messenger RNA, 2058 nt
Organism: Centropristis striata (black sea bass)
Lineage: Eukaryota; Metazoa; Chordata; Actinopteri; Perciformes; Serranidae
Gene: mrgbp
Product: MRG/MORF4L binding protein
Exons: 5
Coding region: 121-786 (221 amino acids)
Biological process (GO): regulation of transcription by RNA polymerase II
Cellular component (GO): nucleus; NuA4 histone acetyltransferase complex
Source: RefSeq, a predicted model, not a curated record